Molecule: messenger RNA, 3218 nt
Organism: Anopheles coustani
Lineage: Eukaryota; Metazoa; Arthropoda; Insecta; Diptera; Culicidae
Gene: sina
Product: E3 ubiquitin-protein ligase sina
Exons: 1
Coding region: 873-1727 (284 amino acids)
Biological process (GO): proteasome-mediated ubiquitin-dependent protein catabolic process; multicellular organism development
Cellular component (GO): cytoplasm
Molecular function (GO): ubiquitin conjugating enzyme binding; ubiquitin protein ligase activity; zinc ion binding
Source: RefSeq, a predicted model, not a curated record
CUAAUUGAAAAUCGUAAUGUCGCACUCGAUAUGAUUUAACUAGCAGAAAUGAACUAGAAUACAUAGCGCCAUGUUGACGAAUGACAGAAUGAAACAUCUUCAUCGCGCAGCAGCAACGUCAGUAUAGUAGAAGAUCGCAUAGUUCGCGGUGGUGGUGUCGGGUCAUAAAAUCUCUACAAGCAGCCUCGGUGAAAAAUAACAUCAACGAAAUCCGUGCAAUUUGCUUGCCAGAACAAACUGUCCCGUGCAAAGUGUUCAAGUGAAGCGGAUAGAUUGUGGAACGCUGCAUCGAUAGAACAGCCAAUCGAGAAAAUCACACUCUACAGCUUCCCUCAUCGAGUGAAGAGUGGUAUUGUUUAUAAUUACGUUCGAGGUGGUGCAUACGUUUGUUACGUACGCGAAAAAAAGUAAAGUAACAUACGACAUUAGACCUGCAGGAUUGUGCGCUGAAAAGUAGCGAUGAAACAGAAUCUCUUCGAUGAUUAUGAAUUCUAUUUUUCUGUGGGUAGAAUAAAAUAAUAUCUGCUGACCAAUCAGCUGGCUGUGCAUGAGUUUAUUGAGCAGUGCAUGGGCGAUCGCAGCAAGCUUGUGCGAAGGUGGUAAAUAAAUCUCGCCACCUAUGAUUUGCUUUUCCUGGAAGGUGGCAAGACGCUAAAGCCAACAGCUGAACAGCAAGCCGAGCAUCCUAGCAGGCGUUGAUCAAAAUCGAGCUACCAACCAACAUCAAAUCGAAAUUCCCUCCGUCCAACAGAGGCUGGAAGUUGUGCAUAUCGUAAAACAGUGGUCACGCGCUUGUGGUGGCAUUCGAAAAACACAUCAUCCUACCGACGAACGACGUCUCAACGGUGGCAUCAGCAAAUCACAACUCAAAUAUGUCCAGUAAAUUGAACAAUCCGAAGCGCCGUGAGGUGACGGGUUCGUCAUCAUCAAAUUCUUCGAUUUCAUCCGUCGGUGCCUCGGACAGUGGCAUCUCGGCUGAUCUUGCCUCGCUGUUCGAGUGCCCGGUCUGUUUCGACUAUGUACUGCCACCGAUACUGCAGUGCCAGAGCGGUCAUCUCGUGUGCACAAGCUGCCGUUCCAAGCUGACCUGUUGCCCGACCUGCCGUGGCUCGCUCGGUAACAUACGGAACCUGGCCAUGGAGAAGGUGGCCUCGAACGUCAAGUUCCCGUGCAAGCACUCGAACCACGGCUGCACCGUCUCGCUCGUGUACACGGAGAAGGCGGAGCAUGAGGAGGUGUGCGAGUUCCGCCCGUACCUGUGCCCCUGUCCGGGUGCUUCCUGCAAAUGGCAAGGAUCGCUCGACUACGUUAUGCCGCACCUGAUGAUGUCACACAAAAGCAUCACCACGCUGCAGGGGGAAGACAUCGUGUUUCUGGCCACCGACAUCAACCUGCCCGGCGCCGUCGACUGGGUGAUGAUGCAGUCCUGCUUUGGACAUCAUUUUAUGCUCGUCCUGGAGAAGCAGGAAAAGUACGACGGUCACCAGCAAUUCUACGCGAUUGUUCAGCUAAUCGGAUCGCGGAAGGAAGCGGAAAACUUCGCCUACCGGCUGGAGCUGAAUGGGAACCGUCGACGGCUCACCUGGGAAGCGAUGCCCCGUUCGAUUCACGAGGGAGUCGCCAGUGCAAUUCUCAACUCGGACUGUCUGGUGUUUGACACGUCAAUCGCACAACUCUUUGCCGACAAUGGUAAUCUCGGCAUCAAUGUAACUAUUUCCGUUGUGUAAAAGGGGGCAAAAAGGGAGCGAUUUACCUGAUAGGGAGGUAGGGGUGGUUUGGGGACCACAAUUUUUUUCUGCUAUUAUGCGAUAAGAUAUUUUCUUUGCGUAUCCGAUGUGUGAUGCUAGUUGUUUAAAGAAAUAACUACAAUGGAAUACAAUGUUUGCGUUUUGAUUUGAUACACCUGGUGUGGUAGAAUUCAUUACUUUUCACGUAUUUGCAUUUGCUAAACUUUUCACUAUCGAACUAAUCUAUUAGUUGAAUCUUGUCUCUAUAAAAAUCAUCCUGUACGAAAGGAGCCAAGGACACGAGCAAAUUAACCGAGCAACAAUCGAUCCGUCAUGAAUUUGAAUUGCCUUGCUUUGUCGUUGUCGUAGGAUUGCACGAUUGCGUGUGUCGAUCAUUUAUGUAUGUGUGGUGUAUGUGUGUUUGCACGGGGAUGAAUGAAGGGCAAUCAUUAGCAUGAUAUAAUAACUUCGAUUGCGUGACAAAGGUUGUUGAAAAUGCGUGAAUUUGAAUGGACGUGUGCAAGUGUGUUUGCAUAUCUUUCGGUAAAUAUAUAUAUAAAAACAAGAUUACAAGACACGGUUACAAAAAGGAGAUCCAGCGUGAGAUUCCACCGGGAUAGGUGAAAAGACAUUUAGCCACUUCUGUCCUCGUACCGGACAUCUCACAAAAUCCUUAAGGCCGAUCUAGGUUGAGAUAGGUUUAAGUACAUUUACGACUCAUUUAUUAUAUACACUACUAUGCUAUUCCCGGUUCAAACCCCCUAACACGCGCAAAGCUAAACGUUGCGCUUACAAUGCACGUGUCCCAACAGUGGGGAAACACGUUUGAAAAUAACAUUGGAGAAAGAAGACGAUAGGAUAAUGAUAUGACGAUAAUCAUUUGUUGAAAAGAAAUGGAAUUUACGUGUGAUAGAGAUUCUCGUGAAGAUUUAAUUUUCAUACUGCACUGGGGACUCAUACCAUACAUUAUACUUUUUUUCACAAAACCCAGGGGCUCCUCGCGAGGAUUAUUGAACUAGAUAAUGUUCUAUUAUCAUAGAAUAACAAUUCUUUUGAAUGUAGAGUGCAUGCAUCCUAAAAUAGAUGCUCCCUGUGAAGGUUUGCUGAAUAUUAUUCCAUGACACAUUUGCAAAAUGUAGCACCAGCAAGAAGAAACUGUACUGCCAGCAAACGUGUAUAGUUCAACACGUAAGUGAAAUGAAAUAGGAACCGGUUGAGGAAGAUUGUCUUUCCGUGCUAGAGUUAUUCUUUUCCUUGCAACUCUUGUUAUGAUUUUGUUUGUCGAGUGAUUUUUACAUUUUUACAGUGGAAAUACUAAACGUUUAAUAAUCUUCAAUAGACAGCUAACAUUUGCGACAAUGCAAGAGGUAUCAAAAACCGAGCAGAUACAAAAAGUUGAAAAAAGCAAACGUAACAGAAGGAAGCGAAUAUUCACGACCGUUACUGGGGUGUUGUUCACGAGUGCUGCUAAUAAAAUACUAUGUUUUUUCU